AUGUCCGACUGGGUAUCCACCUUUCCGGGCUAUAGGAACGUGCUUACAACCGCCAAAAAGGUAUUUGGCAGGAUAAUACAAACAGGUCCCACUCCUAAGCACGUUGGGAUGAUCAUGGACGGAAACAGAAGAUACGCAAAAAGCAAGAAGAUGGAGGUAAAAGAGGGCCAUAACCUCGGGUUUGAGAGCAUGGCCAACAUCUUGGAGCUCUUGUACGAAACUGGGGUGAAAUCGGUGACGGUGUAUGCAUUUUCAAUAGAAAACUUUAGUCGUCUGAACUACGAGGUCAAGGCAUUGAUGGACCUUGCGACCCUGAAGCUCGAGCAAAUCAGCCAGAACGGAGACUUGUGUGAGCAGUACGGCAUAAAAGUGCGGGUGUUGGGAGACACUUCGUUGUUGCCCCAGUCAGUGCAAGACAUCAUCAAGAAAACCACCACCAUCACCGAAAGAAAUACCCGAGCAGUGUUGAACAUUUGCUUUCCCUACACAUCCAGAGAGGAAAUGACCCACCUGAUCAAGUGUGUGGUGGCCGACUCUGUCAACCAAGGGAACACCUUCCUGGUGGACGAGAACAGCAUCAACCAGCAUUUAUACACCGGAGACAAUCCUCCAGUGGACCUAUUGCUCAGGACAUCAGGCACUUACAGACUCUCAGACUUCUUAUUGUGGCAGUGUGUGUCGCCCGAUUGCUCGGUGGUAUUUAUCGAUAAGUUAUGGCCCGAAUUCAGACCUUGGGACAUGUGUGCUAUAUUACUCAACUGGAGUUUCAAUAAGUACUGGUACGGGCAUGGAAACGGUAAUGGGGGCUCUUUUAGGAACCCGGCACAGGCUUCUUCCCCCGGAGAACUCGUGUCAAAGACCACCGGUGCCUCUGGUUACAAGAGAUACACUUACGAUGAAGAAGAGGACGACGAGGAGACCGAUGGUACCAGCGACUUGGGUGGAGAUGAAAUCGACACUGUCACUUCGGAGGAGGGUCUGGUGUCUCCCAAAUGA
Suhomyces tanzawaensis NRRL Y-17324 is the source of this 996-nucleotide messenger RNA. RefSeq names its product ditrans,polycis-polyprenyl diphosphate synthase (gene RER2). The transcript has a single exon. Gene Ontology annotation, molecular function: ditrans,polycis-polyprenyl diphosphate synthase [(2E,6E)-farnesyl diphosphate specific] activity. Gene Ontology annotation, cellular component: endoplasmic reticulum; membrane; lipid droplet. Bases 1 to 996 code for a protein of 331 amino acids. The record is from RefSeq and is a predicted model, not a curated record. Lineage: Eukaryota; Fungi; Ascomycota; Pichiomycetes; Serinales; Debaryomycetaceae.